Phytophthora sojae is the source of this 1233-nucleotide messenger RNA. RefSeq lists its product as hypothetical. NCBI's taxonomy places the organism in Eukaryota, Oomycota, Peronosporomycetes, Peronosporales, Peronosporaceae. The transcript is spliced from 5 exons. Bases 1 to 1233 code for a protein of 410 amino acids. The record is from RefSeq and is a predicted model, not a curated record.
AUGUCGAUUUUUGGCGGCUCCGAGCGGUUCCCCAAUGAACCAGCUCGAUCGCCAGGACCGAUCUACGCCAAGCCGGAGAUACGCGCCAAUGCGCAAGUUGUUAUGAAGGCCGACUACCGGCCUGUAGACGAGAGUCGGAAAUGGGGCAAGCGCGAGAGCUGGAUCGGGGAAAGUGGCCGAGCCCCUGGUCACUACAACGACAAUGUAAAUCCUGUCAAAACAAGAGCACCGAAGAUGUCAUUCCCGAAAUCCGACCGCUUCCUAUCGCAGAAAGUAAAUAUGACGGAUAUGAACCACCAGCGCGAGCUCAUAUCGGUGGAGAGUCCCGGCCCGAAGUACAACGUCAACUAUUUGGCGGCAAACGGCGGCAGGGCUGCUCCUCCCAAAUAUUCCUUUGCAGCGCCCCCUUCACCGAAGACGACAGCGCGCGCCGAGGCCCACAAGACGCGGCUGCCUGACGUUGACACUCCUCGGCGCGGCCACCGCGAGUCGUGGCUAUCUGUUAUCAACCGCAACGGCGUCUUGGUCAUGCCAGCGUCGCCCGUAAGACCUCGUCAGUUUUCAAACGGAGGCACUUCAACACCAGAACAGGCUCGCGCGACGCCACCCGAGGAAGGUACCCCACCUACACCAAGCAACAAUGCCAGCGUGAAGAACGGCGGCAACGCGUUCGGCCACGAACAUCGCUUUGGCAAGCGACAAAUUGAGCAGCCCAAGCCCAAUACCCCCGCUGCAGGCAACACCCGCGUGCAGUUCGUGUCGGCCACGCACACCCGCGAGAACAUGGGUGAGUUCUCGCCAGGUCCGAUCUAUUCGCCGUACAACCCGGAGUGCCCCGGCGGCCGACUGGCGCCGUCGCCAAGGACAGGUCGGCGACCACAGCCGCCAGGCAGCCCGGCCGACCCGAAAGACCCGCACGCGAACCCGAGCAGCCGCAGCUCGUGGCUUGCGGGCGCUGUCCGCAAGUGCGAGGGGCAGGAAACUGUGCUGCUGCGCAUGGGGGACAUCCCGCCCGGCCCGGGCUCGUACGCGGAGCCGCUGUCCUCGUUCGCCACGUUCUCGCACAACGCCAAGGCCAAGUCGAUGCGCUCGUCCGCCAUGGUCUCCCGGCCGUCACCGAGGAAGACUGGAGCCGCGUCCGCGCGGCAGCUGCGCCAGCGAGAGGCCUCGCCCCGCAAGGGCAGCGCCAUGACGAGACCCGCCGAGCCCACGGGGCCCAACAACGAGUCCUAG